Molecule: messenger RNA, 1107 nt
Organism: Aspergillus clavatus NRRL 1
Lineage: Eukaryota; Fungi; Ascomycota; Eurotiomycetes; Eurotiales; Aspergillaceae
Exons: 2
Coding region: 1-1107 (368 amino acids)
Source: RefSeq, a predicted model, not a curated record
AUGUCGCACACCAUCUCGCCGCCUUUCACUCCGGACACUGAGUUCGCCGGCCUCGAGACCCCCCGCGGACCAUCUCAAGGCCUGAACAUCACAGCGCUGGCCCGCUUCGAGUUCGAGGCCGGAAAAGGAAAUGAUGGAACUAAGAUCCUGAUGAUCGAAUGGGAGGACGAUGACCUCGGCCGCUCCUCGACCUCCCCCGGGGGCUCCUGGCACGUUGCCUGGGAAGGCAAGAAGGCCGUCCUCCCUGCCGACGAGCGCACCAACGAAAAUACCCGCCGCUUCUACUUCCUGCUGCCGCCUCAUGUCACCAUCCCGCCGGUCGUGACCCUCUCGUACGAACCCCCCGCCACAUCCUCGACCUCGGCGACAACGAUCACCCCGAGGACGAACUCGCUGCAGUUGAACCCGCUCCCUGCCAUCUUCCCACCGGAGCUGGGCGCGACAGGCCGCUCGGCGGGGAAGAAGGGCGUCUUGCACACGAUAUGGGCGAAGAAGCGGCUGCAGGUCCUGGAGAAGGAGAUCCGCGAGGAGUGCAUGAGCAACGCCGAGGGCAUCGCGCUGCACAUGGCGCUGCAGGAGAAGGAGUGGAUCGAGAGCAAUUUCGGCGUGGGAGCGAGAUCAGAGGCCCAGACGCAACUUGCCCAGGACUCGCGCUAUCCGAUGGGUCCCACCACCCCCGUGUCUCCCAGUAGUGGGGGAGGAAAACUGGGCGAGAAGCUCCGCGGACUGAAGUUGCAGACAAGCCAGCGAGAGCUGUCUCCGAAGAUGGAUACAUCCAACACGCACCAUCUUCUUUCCCCGCAGUCGCCCGACGUAGCUGUCUCGUCCUUCAACUCCUUCCACAGCAUCCAAUCCAUCUCCAACCUUGCGUCCAACUCCCCCGCCCCCGACUCCACCGUGAAAACCGUAGUACACUACCCCCCGGACUUCAUCCAAGCGCAGCAGAACACCGGCGACCACAGCAGUGGCUUCGCGUCCAUGACUACGCUCGCGCGCACCUCGAGUGCCGACUCGGGCGAGGACCUGUUCGCCAAAGCGCUGAGUCCGCGGUCCCCUGAUCUGCCGCGGAGUCCGUUUUCGUUUGCUCCUGAAACAUUGCAUAUGUGA